Messenger RNA from Laccaria bicolor S238N-H82, 576 nucleotides. RefSeq lists its product as uncharacterized. The record is from RefSeq and is a predicted model, not a curated record. The transcript has 7 exons. NCBI's taxonomy places the organism in Eukaryota, Fungi, Basidiomycota, Agaricomycetes, Agaricales, Hydnangiaceae. Bases 1 to 576 code for a protein of 191 amino acids. Gene Ontology annotation, cellular component: cytoplasm. Gene Ontology annotation, biological process: protein folding.
AUGGCAAUCCCAGACGAAGAGUACGACAAAUUAUCCAAGGAAGAGCGCGACGCUCGCGACAAAGGAGAUCGAGCACGCGAGAUAGCAGAGCAGGCCGCGUUGCCCUACUCAUGGACCCAAGAACUGGGGGAGGUAGAUGUCACCGUUCCAGUUCCAAAAGGGACCCGUGGAAAACAGCUCAAUGUCGUUAUUCAAAAAAAGAAAUUGGUUGUUGGUCUUAAAGGAGAAGAGCCCAUUUUAAGUGGGGAACUCUGCAAAGAAAUUAAAGUCGAGGAUAGCACUUGGACUUUGCAUGACCAAGCACUUGUUCAUUUGGAGAAAUUGAAUAACCAAACUUGGUGGGAGAAUGUUCUGACCCAUGACCCAAAGAUCGAUACAAGGAAGAUCGAGCCUGCCAAUAGCAAACUGAGUGACCUCGACGGAGAAACGAGGGGGAUGGUCGAGAAGAUGAUGUUUGACAACCAACAGAAACAACUGGGUAAGCCUACGUCGGACGAAAUGAAAAAGAUGGAGACCCUCAAGAAGUUCCAAGAGGCUCACCCGGAACUGGAUUUUUCGAAUGCGAAGAUAUCAUAG